AUGGGAAUUUGUUGUGGAAGCAAGGAGCCAAGUUACAGAAAGAGAAUUAAUGAUAUCUACUUGGAUGCCAUUCAAAGAGGAGAGACUAAUAAGACUCUUUUAACGAGUUUAACUCUCCGAGCGGUAACCUAUCCAGAUCAACUACCGAGUAUUGGCAGCACAUUGGAAGCAAGAAUUAAGAGUGAUUAUACCAAAGGAAACCAGUUUAACGUUCGAGUUGGAUGUGAUAUUUUCGAUGACCUCAUUCAUACCCGAUCAGAUUUGAGUUACUUUGUUGUGAAUGUAGAUAACGUGAUUGCUUUGCUCAUAGAUGGAAGAAACACUGAACUGAAGAAGAGAGCUAUUAGCUUGUUGACAAGCUCUGUCGAUAAUGCUUCCGGCCCAGCAAUCAGAACAUUUAACAAAUAUGAAUCUAAAUUGGUGGAAUUUUCGAAAGGAGAAGAUAUAGAGCUCAAAGUGAAUAGCAUUAACGCCAUCACCAAAAUGAUUCCUAAAUUGGAAUCAUUAAGUGUCACUCCGAUCAUUCCAGGAUUACUUGCAACUAUUUAUCAAUAUUUGGAGAAAUUGAAUACCGCUUAUGAUGAUACAUUGAUUUUUAGAAUUCCAAAUGUGGAUUUCACAAAACUCAGCUCUGAAAGUGCAGCUAAAAUUUCUGUGGAAUGUUUAAGCGCCAUCGCUCGACAAGCAAAUGACGGAACGAUAAGACAUAUCAUGAAACCAAUUUGGGACUUUCUAGAUGACCAAAACAAAUGGUAUUCCAAGCAAGAGUUUGUUAGAUCCAUUAUGAGAAUCAUUGUCGCAUCCUCUAUUGAAUGGUCGAGCAAAGGUUAUGCCAUUGUUUCUACAAAUAUGCAACAUUUUGAUGAAAUUCUCGACAGAAACCAAAAGGCAGGAAUGAUUCGUGCCAACAUUUUUAUUAUUUCAAUUCAAUCUAAGAAGGGAGCGACUAGCGGUGCCCGUGCCUUUGAAGCAGUGGCUCAACUGGUUAAUACUCUCAAAGGAAAUUUUCCAUUCACUUCCAAUCAUAUGAUCACACCUCUCCAAUAUGAAGAUGUUCUUAGAAGCGAUGUGCUGAUAUCAUCUGUCUUGGAGUGUCUUUCUGUCAUUGCUCAACGUGGAAAAUUUACUCAACAAAACAUUUCCUUAAUGGAAUCGAUUCAACAACUCAUCAAACAACAGGAAACAAAACUUACUUCAUUCGAACAAACUCGAAAUACUCAAGGACAAAUUGAAUUUGAGCAGUUAUCUCAACAAGCCGUUCAACAUUUAUUACUUGUAGAAUGCCUUAAUUGUGUUGCAAAAGUUGGUGCUUACGUAUUGUCUAAUCAACCACCUCAGAGCUCAUCAACUAAUAAUGGUGGUUCUGGUGGUUCAAAUCCUAACACAUCAUCUGUAAACAAUGAUUCAACAAUUGGUAGCUCCGUAAAUGGAACUACAGGACAAAAUAAUAGCUCUGGCGCCAGUACAAGUGAAUCUUUCUAUCCUUCACAUUUAAUUAAUGCAUUGUUAGAGUCUAGUGUUCGACCAAGUAACUCUGUUUAUGUUAGAUACAAGUAUUUGACCGUUUUCCUUUCACUGCUUUCCACCAAAGAAACCUCUACGAAAACAAAUGUUGAAGAUCAAUCAAAUAUUUCUCCCAACAUUAUUGAAACAAGCAAUAAGAAGCCUACUGCCUCUCCUGCAAUCAUGGAAGAAGUUGACACGAAUAGCACAGCCAUCAAGACUCGUGUUACCAUUUCAAAGAGUCAACGAUCAAAAAUUUAUUUUUAUCUUUAUAAGGGAGUAUUUUUGAAUGAUAAUUUACCUGAGAGCUAUGCCUGUAUUGCAAGAAUUAUGAGAAACAUGCUCAAACAACAUAGAAAUAAGGAAAUUGAAAAUGCCUUACCAAUGCUUUUCAAACUGCAAGAAGUUGCAACUGCUACACCUACUGAGGUACAAUCGAUGCCAUCUACCUCAGUUUCUGAUUCUACAGAUGAAGACCAUAAUGAGGUUCCUGAAAGACAACAACCAACAAUGUCCAUCAGAAGCAAAUUAAUGAUUCAUACUCUCAUUGUUAUUUAUUUAUUAUGCUUGGGUGAACUCUAUAAUUCAAAGGAACUCGAACAAUACAUCAAAUCUAUCAUGGAAUCGAGAAUUAAGCAAGGUUUACUCACAAAGCAUGUAAUGACUACUUUUGAGAAACGACACAAUAGUGGAAAUUCUCUCGAAACAAUGAAAGGUGUUAUUAGUGAAGAUGAAAAACUUAAAGAAUAUACAGCAUCCUUCGCGUCUCUUAAUUCUCUUGUGGAGGGAGCUGCAAAUAUUGACAAGAUUGAGCUAGUGUCCCAAGAUAAAAUUUGUGAGCUAUUGUGCAAGAUUGAAACCUUGAAGGAAACAUAUGGUGAUGUUGCUGGAGUGACCAAGAUUGUGAAAAAGACCUUCACUGGAGAUUCAAUCACAAAAACGACAACUGUUGUUGCUGAUGACGAUUCAGUUUCAAAACCACCUGUGGAUGAUCCAUGGUAUGCCCAAACAACAGAGGACAAGUCUGGAUAUGACGUACAAGUUAUUGAAGGAUUGGAGGUUGAUCAAAUUGGAACUAAGGGAAGAAAUGUUUCUAGAGAUUCUUUAACUGUAAGCCAGAUUCAACUUGAUUUGACAUCCAAUGUUGCAAAUGGCUUUCUUACAAAGAAACGAGAGGAAAAGAACAAAAUGUUGGACUCCAUCCUCAAUGCCGUUCCUUCGUCUCAAGAAGAUGAUGCACAAAGCGAGGAUGAAGAGUUGGAAGACGAGCUGCAACAGCCAAAACUUUUCCUUUUCGACUCUGAGCAAUUUAUUUCCAUGUAA
This is a messenger RNA of Naegleria fowleri, 2826 nucleotides long. RefSeq lists its product as uncharacterized. Gene Ontology annotation, biological process: protein localization to plasma membrane. The coding region runs from base 1 to 2826 and encodes 941 amino acids. The transcript has 3 exons. Lineage: Eukaryota; Heterolobosea; Eutetramitea; Acrasida; Naegleriidae. The record is from RefSeq and is a predicted model, not a curated record. Gene Ontology annotation, cellular component: plasma membrane.